Molecule: messenger RNA, 1536 nt
Organism: Rhinichthys klamathensis goyatoka
Lineage: Eukaryota; Metazoa; Chordata; Actinopteri; Cypriniformes; Leuciscidae
Gene: scd
Product: stearoyl-CoA desaturase (delta-9-desaturase)
Exons: 6
Coding region: 288-1265 (325 amino acids)
Biological process (GO): response to fatty acid; unsaturated fatty acid biosynthetic process
Cellular component (GO): endoplasmic reticulum membrane
Molecular function (GO): iron ion binding; stearoyl-CoA 9-desaturase activity; palmitoyl-CoA 9-desaturase activity
Source: RefSeq, a predicted model, not a curated record
GAAAUUCGGUUGUACGGAGACGCUGGUGUGAAGUUAAAGAAAAAGAAAGCGAACAUCAGAUGAACAUCAGCCAAUCCGUGCAUUCCCUUUAGGGUGGUGUCAAACUCUCCGACCAAUCACAGCGCGCUAUUCCUCCGCUCGCGACAGCACUACGCAUCACCGUCAACAGCAGCGGUUCCAAGCCAGUGUGUGUCCAGGAUAUUCUCUGCGUUCUGCUAAUACGAUCUUGCACGUGCGUUGAAUUCACACACACACACCCUUUACAUCAGUCUGUGAUCAUCUUCAUCAUGCCUGAUAUGGAUAUUAAAACGGCAGUCUGGCGUCCAGAGCAGUCAGUGGAGGACGUGUUUGAUACCACAUAUAAAGAGAAAGAAGGGCCUAAACCUCCCGUCGUCAUAGUUUGGAGAAAUGUGGUUCUGAUGACUUUAUUGCACACUGCAGCUCUAUAUGGGCUUCUGCUGGUACCAUCUGCAUCUGUGUUCACACUCUUCUGGACGUUCGGGUGUUUCGUGGUCAGCGCUCUGGGAAUCACCGCCGGCGCUCACAGGUUGUGGAGCCACAGGUCGUAUAAAGCGUCUUUACCUCUCCGGAUCUUCCUGGCCUUCGCCAACUCCAUGGCUUUCCAGAACGACAUCUACGAAUGGUCACGUGAUCAUCGCGUUCACCACAAAUACUCUGAGACGGACGCCGACCCUCACAACGCCGUGCGCGGGUUCUUCUUCUCUCACAUCGGCUGGCUUCUGGUCCGUAAACACCCCGACGUCAUCGAGAAGGGACGCAAGCUGGAGAUCAGCGACCUGAAGGCCGAUAAGGUCGUCAUGUUUCAGAGGAGGUACUACAAGCCGUCUGUGCUGCUGAUGUGCUUCUUCCUCCCGAUGUUUGUGCCCUGGUUCCUGUGGGGCGAGUCGCUGUGGGUGGCGUACUUCGUGCCGACCGUCCUCAGAUACACACUUGUGUUGAACUCCACCUGGCUGGUCAACAGCGCCGCACACAUGUGGGGGAACCGGCCCUACGACAGCACCAUCAACCCCCGGGAGAACAGAUUCGUCACCUUCAGUGCCAUCGGCGAAGGCUUCCACAAUUACCACCACACGUUCCCCUUCGACUACGCCACCAGCGAGUACGGCUGGAAGCUCAACCUGACCACAUGCUUCAUCGACCUCAUGUGUUUCCUCGGCCUGGCGAGCGACCCGAAGCGCGUGUCCCGGGACGCGGUGAACGCUCGAGUCGUGCGGACCGGCGACGGGAGUCACAGGAGCGGCUAACGUUCAAUCCCACCAUCCCUCAAUCCCAACGAACUGCCAGCCGGAAAACAGGAGGACAAUCGGUCCUUCCAGUGACGGGGAGUUUCGACGACAGUGUUGACGCUUCUGCUUUGAGUUCAGAUGCCAUGUUCUUUAGCCCAGUCUAGCCUGUGAAGCUUUCACGCGGGGAUCCGAGCUGUUUGUGUAGCGCUUAUUCCGAUUUAGUUUCCGGCUUGUCGAUGUUUUUGACACCCCAGUCUGAGCUUCAGUAGCUGACGUGCCAGUUUUACUC